Molecule: messenger RNA, 2486 nt
Organism: Hyposmocoma kahamanoa
Lineage: Eukaryota; Metazoa; Arthropoda; Insecta; Lepidoptera; Cosmopterigidae
Gene: CYP338A1
Product: probable cytochrome P450 6d5
Exons: 2
Coding region: 26-1396 (456 amino acids)
Molecular function (GO): monooxygenase activity; heme binding; iron ion binding
Source: RefSeq, a predicted model, not a curated record
CGCAUCACCGAACAGCGCGAACGCGAUGUUCUUCGAAAGUUUCUGGCUCAACUGCACCGUUGCAAUCGGCCUUAUAGCUGCCUUAACCUUCGACUAUGUCACUAAAUUCUUCAGUUAUUGGUACGUCAGACACGUGCCUUAUAAAAUUUCUGUACCUUUCUAUGGUGGUGAUUACCAUAGAAUCCUCGGGUUAAGAAGCAAUACUCAAGAAAUCAAUGCCCUAUACAAAAGUUAUAAGGAAGAUUUUGUUGGUUCGGUUAAAAGUAGAAUACCUGACUUAACUGUGAAAAGCCCAGACAUCGUAAAGGAAGUACUGUCGACAAAUUUCAAGAACUUUAAAAGCAGAGGACUCGACUUGGACAAAUCGAGGGAUGUUUGCUUAAGAAACAAUCUGUUUUACGCUGAAGGAGAAAAGUGGACCUUAUUGAGACACGGUUUAGUAUCCAUAUUGGAGGAUUUUAAAAUAUCUGAAGAUGAUUCACUUGAAUGUUUGUCAGGAACAAAUGGAGAUGUGAAUGUUCAAGAGUUAUUGGCACAGGUAUUGGAUAUUGUGUUCAAAAAUUUAUUGCUUAAAGAUGUCGACGAAAAUAUUAUUACGGAUUUAAGGAAAUCUGUUCAAGAGCGAACAUUAAGAGAUAGAUUUAAGAGCUAUUUAAAAAGCAUCUUUCCAUCCGUUUACACUUUGUUUGGACUCUCCACUUUAAUUGGACAACCGACAAAUAAAAUAAGGAAAACUCUUCAAAAUGCUCAACUAUCAAAGAAACUGUCAUUAGUUUUUAAGUUGGAUGAAAAAGAGAAUAUCAAGAAGCUAAAAACACAACCUGAUGAUUUAUCUUUUGGUGUUCUAUCCUCAUUUAUUACCGAAGGAUAUAUACCAAUUCUCAAUGUACUAACUGCAUUGUUCUACGAAUUGGCUAAGAAUCCCGAAGCACAAAAACGAGCUAGAAUUUCUUCUGAACACUUAGAUGCCGCUAUUAAAGAAACUUUAAGAUUACACCCACCAUACUCUGUUAUAACAAGAAAAUGUGUCAAGACAUACAAAUUUCUAGACAGUAAAAUGUUAAUAGACAAAGGCGUUACUGUAAAUGUACCAAUUGAAGCUUUACACAGGGAUAAUAUUUAUUUUAAAGAAGCUGGAGAUUUUAAACCAGAAAGGUUUUUAGAUUCGUCGGUACAUGGAUAUACUUUUCUGCCUUUUGGAGCGGGACCAAGAAAGUGCAUAGGUGAAGAGCUAUCUCUGCAAAUUAUACGUACCGUGGCCAGCAGUCUACUGAAGAAGUUUGAUGUCUACAUUGCAAUGGGGAAGACACCAUCUCAAUUGGCAUUGGUUGAUUAUAAUUUCACUAGAGUCAUUGAUGAUGAUGUUUGGUUAAGAUUCAAACCUAUUGAGUGUUAGAAAUCAUUAGCUUCCGGAACCAAAAAUGGUAAAAUGGAACGUUUACUGAAUCACUUUAGGCUGCGUUCCCACUUCCUGCGUUCCUGCGUGUCACGUGACGACAGAUAGUGGUGCAGUUUAAACUGUCCAAGCUUGUAUAUUUAAAUGAAGUAGUUCACAUUAUUUGCAUAACACGAUUAAAUAUCGUUCACGACUUUUUUGAAGUUACGACAACAGACUAUCAAAACAAAAGGAAGUGUUAGAAUGACAGUUGUCGGAAGAUAAAUAAAACAUUACAAUAAAAAUGCGAAGACAGAUAAUCGCGGGUACUAUCGUCGUCACGUUUAAUUUAUCGUUGUCUCAUAUCUACAAACGACAAGGCGGCUGCCGUGAAACGAUAAAUUGCCGUCACGAUGCAGUGGGAACAGCUAGGCAUGAAUGUCCUUCAACGAUAAAAAAGUCCACGGCAGUCACGACAGAUAGUCGUCAUAUAGGAACAGGCUAGAGACGCGACAGUCGUCCAACGAUAGAUAUUCCGUUACGAAAUAAUGGGAACGCGUCCUUAGGCGUCAUCUGUUAGCAUGCCAUAAGAACUUUUUUUUUUUGUGAAAUUUGGACUUUAGACAUAAUUAUAAAAAUAUACUUAUUUUAAAUUUUUUAGAGAAAUUAUCUAUUUAUUCCACAUAUAUAAAAAAAGUCAAUUAAGUCGGUUGUUCUCGGUUUUCCCACAUUUUUGUCUUACCAGAUUGAUAUAUAAAAGCAUUAAGUAAUCAUUAUAGGCUAUAAUUCAAACGAGAGGAAAGUUAUAUCUGGGCGUAUCUCAGUUACAUUGAGGAUGUCCUUAAAAUGGACCAGCCCAAAAAUAACAAGUGUAAACGGGCGUGUUUGAAAUAAAUAAUGAAAGAAAGAGAGAGAUAUGACGUGAAUGUGGCAGGUGGAAGUCCAUAAUCUAUGGUUAUCAUAGCGGGAGCAAGAGUGAUAGUAUGGAUGUACGUGUAACUUAAAUAUUUUUAUAUUUUCAGUGUGUCUUUUAAUGUUUAUCUGUUAAUUGUGAUGGUGCUCAAUUUGUUAGUUUUAAGACUAUUUAUUAUUUUGAGUUUCUGUAGAAGUU